Messenger RNA from Eptesicus fuscus (big brown bat), 1612 nucleotides. RefSeq names its product spermatogenesis associated 32 (gene SPATA32). The record is from RefSeq and is a predicted model, not a curated record. Lineage: Eukaryota; Metazoa; Chordata; Mammalia; Chiroptera; Vespertilionidae. Gene Ontology annotation, molecular function: actin binding. Gene Ontology annotation, cellular component: perinuclear region of cytoplasm. The transcript has 5 exons. Bases 90 to 1598 code for a protein of 502 amino acids. Gene Ontology annotation, biological process: spermatogenesis.
CAACCAAAGAGCACAGGAGGCGGAGGGGCAGCAGCCACCAUCCCUCCCCGCCUCCCCGCCAGAGCCUCCUGGUCGCCUACUCGGUCUGCAUGGGGAUGACAGGUGCUGAUGGGUUUCCCUGCUGUAGCAAGGAUUCGGUGGACAUAGUGGAAACACAGAUUGACUUAAGCCAACACCAGCUCCAGCCUUCACAGGAGCAUCUCCAGCCUGAACAAGAGGAACUCCAGCCUGAACAAGAUGAAAUCCAGCCUGAACAAGAUGAAAUCCAGCCUGAACAAGAUGAAAUCCAGCCUGAACAAGAUGAAAUACAGCCUGAACAAGAGGAACUCCAGCCCGAACAAGAGGAGAUCCAGCCCGAACAAGAUGAGAUCCAGCCCGAACUAGAUGAGAUCCAGCCCGAACAAGAUGAAAUCCAGCCCGAACAAGAUGAAAUCCAGCCCGAACAAGAUGAAAUCCAGCCCGAACAAGAUGAGAUCCAGCCUGCACAAGAAGAGCUCCAGCCUGCACAAGAGGAAGAUGGGAAAGAGAAGGAAGAUGAAUUGCCAGACUUGAAUCUCCCACCUAACGAGGACCUGGAACAAGACACAAAACUGAAGCAGGAGGCCGAGGCUAUGCCGCCAUUGGAGUGUGGCCCGCCGUUGGAGAUCUACCCCAUGCUUAAGCCUGAGGCCAAGCUGGACUCCAGCUCGAAGCUCUUCAGUGAAGACCUGGGGGAACAGAGGUCCAGGGAAGAAUCCCUCCGGCCCCUCAAGAGGGCGCCAACACAGAACAUCCAACCGUGGAAUGUGAGGUCAAGCUCCAUCACGUACCCGAGUAUCACGGACGAGGAACAAGUGGACAGCUCCCAUCGCUCCAUCUUUGUGCAGACUUCCAAGCACCUCUUCUGGGCAGACAAAGAUACCCAGGCCUCAGAAUACAACCUGCAAAUGGAGACCGGCAUGCAGCGUGGCGAGAGCAUAGAUAUGACCGCCUGCCACCUGAGCCAGAAGUCAGUCCCCCAGCCGGUCCCCAUAAAGCAGUUCCAGGACGCAAGCACCCAGCCAGAGCUUUCAGAACCAGGCACCCAGCAGCCGUCAAGCACUCACUUGCCCUCCCCCAUUCUCACACCAGCUAUCAACUUACAAGAUCUGGUCAACUUCGCAUCUUCCCUGGCCAUAGCCUCCUCCAGCAACAGGGACUUGCCCUGUUUGGAGCACAUGAUGAAACCUGCCCCCCAGAAGGCCGUGGAGCCUCCUGCGGUGCCCAUGGUAGAGAGCACCACCCUGCUUGCCCAGGAGGAGCCAGAGCAGGAAAAGCUCUCUGACUUGCAAGAGAGGCCACCCGAGAAGUCUCUGGAAGCCGGAGAGCCACAGGAAUCUUCCAAGCAGGAAGACAAGACCCUUCGCCCUUACUUUGACUUUAGCAAGCCGGAGCCCCAAAGGACCGCCUUUAAAGGGAAAAUCAAGUUUAUCCGGGCCCCGGCCAGGUCCUCUUCACUGAAUGGAGACAGGAAAGACUCCACGCCGGGAACCAAGAAAGAGCAUCCACUGAUGCUGAAAAUCCAUUUUAAGCUGUUGCCCACUUCUUCCCCCAGAGAUAUGACUAAACAAAACCAAUAAAGCCUCCAGUGCUG